CAAACUGUAACCACAAAUUCCCAUAUAAACCAAAUCAAAGCAAUAAAUAGCAUUCAAACAUCCUUCUAAUUUACAAUAACACUCAAACAGGUACACCAAACAUGAUAACUUAAAAACAUACAUACAGUGAAACAAAGCCACACGUGCCACAGCUCAUCUUCCAACCGCCAAUACAUAACAGCUGUCUUCCAUGAUGACAAUCAAAACCUAGGUGCAACUUGAACAAUCAAUUAAAGUAUCCAAUUUUCCGAUCCCCUUUCCUAAAUUCUAAACCCUAGAUGGAUGAAAUGAUCGAUCAUGACACCUGAAGGCCUCCAGAUCAGCUAUCGAAGAACAAAAACGUCAGUAUAGAUUAGGUUAAAUGAAUAGAUGGAUAUGGGAGGGGGGGGGGGGUUAAUUGGAAUUAGGGCUUUUGGUGAGAGGAAUUGGGGAAGAAGAAUUGGAUAAGAGGAUAGAGAUAUAGAUCUGUGUGUGUGUGAGGGGAGAGUGAAUCGGAGGAUAAGUGAGAUUUGUUGGCGGAUUUGGGGAGAUUGAAGAAGAGCGAGAGAGACAGACGGAAGGAAGGAAGGUUGUUUGGGGAUGGAGAUGGAUUCUUUCAGGAUGUCGGUUGCGGAGAGGAAUUGGAGUUCGUCUGGAGGUAGAUCCAUGGCGGAUUGAUUAGGGUUUGCAGAUUUUAGAACUGGAAGAAGAAGAAGGAAGCAACGUGGUCACUAUUUCUCUCAACAAAAGCCUAGAUGGAGGAACAAUUAAAAGAGAAAGGCCGGUCGGUGUUUUGUCCAGCAUCUUCAUCGAUUGAUUCGAUCGUCUCUGAGUUGAAUCGGAUCACAUAAACUCAGAUCGUCGACACAAGUAUGGGCAGACAAAAGGGAGAAGCAGCAAGAAGCAAAGCUCGUCCUUCUAGCAGCAGUUUAGCCGCUUCGCUGCUACCGGCCGCCGGUGCUACAGCCGUUGGAUUUGGGGGUUAUGUCGGCAGUUCACGGCUUGAUGUUUCUGUUCCAACAACUUCAGAUGCUGCCUCUUCUUCUGUUAUUGAUAUUGAUGGUGAAUUGGCACAACAACUGAAGAGGCUUUCCCGAAAAGAUCCAACUACAAAGCUCAAGGCUUUGACAACUUUGUUGGCGCUGCUUAAGGAAAAAUCUGCAAAGGAUGUAUUACCAGCUAUUCCGCAAUGGGCAUUUGAAUACAAGAAGCUGUUGCUGGACUACAACCGAGAGGUCCGCCGGGCGACUCAUGGCACCAUGGCCGCUCUUGUCAGCACCGUUGGGAGAGAUUUAGCUCCACAUUUGAAGACUUUGAUGGGGCCGUGGUGGUAUUCUCAGUUUGAUCCGGUCCAUGAAGUUUCCCAAGCUGCAAAAAGAUCAUUGGAGGCUGCUUUUCCUGCACAAGAAAAGCGAUUGGAUGCUCUAAUGUUAUGUAUCGAUGAGGUGUUUAUGUAUUUAGAAGAAAACUUAAAGCUCACUCCACAAAGUAUGUCUGAUAAGGCAGUUGCCUUGGACGAGCUACAAGAGAUGCAUCAGCAGGUCAUCUCAUCAUCCUUGUUAGCAUUGGCUACACUCCUCGAUAUUCUAACAAGUGAAAAACACGGUUUAGAGAACACAAGUUCUGAACAAAAACGCACUCAAAAAGCAAGAUCCGCCGCCAUUUCUCACGCAGAAAAGUUGUUAUCCGUCCAUAAAUGUUUUCUGGACUUCCUUCGUUCUCCCAGUUCCGCUAUCCGAUCUGCUGCAUAUUCACUCGUUAGAAGCUGUGUUAAAAAUGUUCCUCAUGCUCUAAACGAAGCAAAUGUUAAAACUCUCGCACCGGUAAUACUCGGUGCAUUCCAAGAAAAGGACCCCACUUGCCACUCGUUUAUGUGGGAAGCACUGCUACUGUUUUCUCGGAAGUUUCCGGAAAGUUGGACAACUUUGAACGUUCACAGAACUUUGCUUAAUCCGUUUUGGAACUUCUUAAGGAACGGGUGUUUUGGAUCUCAACAAGUAUCGUACCCGUCGUUAGUUCUGUUUUUGGACUGCGUACCUCCUAAGGCUAUAACAACAAAUAAGUUCUUCUUUGAGUUCUUUCGGAAUUUUUGGGCUGGAAAAGUUCAUUCGCAGUCCUCAAACGCUGAUCAGUUAGCGUUUUUCAAGUCAUACCGAGAAUGUUUUCUGUGGACGUUACAAAGCGCUCAAAGAUAUUGUGAUGGAGUAGAAGCUAUCCAUAACUUCAGGCGUACUAUCGUUGAUGAGGUGUUAUUGAAACUGAUGUGGUGCGACUAUCUUUCGGUUCCAUUUUCUGAAGAGAAGUUAAAAAAAUUUGUACAAGAAUUUGGAAAAUGCAUUACCGAGAUCCUUUCGGGUAUCUAUUCCCUGGAACCUGCUCUCUUAUCGGUCUUUUGCAUUACAUUCGAAGAGAACUGUUUCGAAGCGUUUCAACAAAGUGAGAGCAUUGAAAAUCAUGAGAAUGUGGAUAAAAUCAUCAGAUUUUUGCGAUUAGUGGAUCUACAUGCUGUGCGCAAAGGUGACUCGUGGCCUUUAUCUUAUCUUGUGGGCCCGAUGAUGCCAAAGUCUUUCCAGUUUAUCCAAACUAUCGAUUCACCAAACACUUUAAAAUUUAUGGCGGUUGUGGUCUCGAUUUUCGGUCCACGCAAGAUUGUUGAAGAAAUUACGCGGGAACAAAACGAGUCUUCUCGUCUAUCAGAGAAGAAUAGUGAUAUGAGCUUAACGCAGUUUUUGCAACUUUUUAAGGAGAUUUUUGUUCCGUGGUGCUUUAAAACUGAUAGCGGCGUCACCUUGACCCGGUUAGAUCUCUUGUUUGCGUUACUAGAUGUCGAGUGCUUUUCUGAGCAAUGCGAGAGUAUAAUUUUACAUGCAACUGGCACCCCUGAUUCCGACUAUACUCGCGUAUUGGCACUUGUCUUGGAGAAAAUGAGAGAGGAAAGUAUAAGGAUGAAAUUGCGUUUGGAUCUCUCUCAUCACGAGCUUCUGAAUUCUACCGCUCUUUCGGUUGCUCGUUCUCUACCCCCCUUUGGAUCUUCUGAUGCUCGGUUUGUUUGUGCUGCCCUUGGAGGCAUGACAGAAGAAGAUCAAACUUACUUCGUGAGUGAGAACACAUCGAUCGCUAUAUUUAAACAAAUCUUCCAAAAGUUACUCUCUUUCAUCCAAACUUCCAACUUCACUUGGGUCAAGAGUGCUAACGAGUUGUUAAAACCUGAAGGACACAUAACCAUCACGGGAUCCGAAUCUCCAACAAGUGUGCUUGAAGCGGCUAAUUUCGCCAUGGAAGUGGUUAACGGUAGCUUCUUUAGAUUAAAAACCGUUGCAUUACUUCCAACUGUGCUGGCUGCAUUGUUUGUGAUCGAUUGGGAACAUAGCACAUUCGAGGUUUUCGGUGAGGGACUUGAUAUGGAUCGAUUCGAUUUCUGUAAAUCCGUGCAUGCUUUUCGCAGAAAGAUAAAUAAAUCCCUUAGAACCCUUAGUCUGGAUUGUAGGAGAACGCUGGGCGGUACUCUGGUUUGGGCUAUCCGCUGUGUUGUAUGUAAUGAAGAUAAAUUAGAAAUUGAUACGGCUACGUCUUUGGGCUGUCUUUAUUUCCUGGAUGUCGUGGAUAGCGUUUGUCAAGGUCAAGAUGAGGAACAAAUGUUGUUGGAUGAGCUUCUAAGCAACGGUGAUUCGUGGCCUUUGUGGGUCAUGUCUGAUAUUAAAGACGGACGGAGAUUGGCUACUUUGAAAAUUGAAAGCAAUUCUUCUGACGCAUCGGAGGAUCACCGAAUGGCUGCUUUUGUCGACAAGCUUAUAUCCAAAGUGGGUAUAGCUAGAGUUAUCGCAGGCUCUAUAUCUUCCGAACAAGUUAUGACAUCUCAUUGUCAUUAUCAUCGCGUUUGGCUCGCAACAGAGAUGCUAUGCACAUGGAAAUGGCAAGGUGGCAGCGUCCUAACCUCGUUUCUACCUUCAUUAAUUCAAUACAUGCGGGAUCAAGAUUCUUUUGCUAGUAACGACAACUUGUUAGAUUCCAUCGUCAAUAUCCUUAUCGACGGCGCUCUUGUUCAAGGAGCAAACAGUGAAACAAGCUGUUGUUCAAGUAUAUAUCCGGCCCCACCGGAGAGCAUUGAACAAGCGUUUUUGAGAGCGCUUGUGUCAAUACUCGGCACACUUUUCGAGGCUAAUAUUUGGGGACGAAACAAAGCUCUGGAGAUUUUUAAUCUGCUUGUAGGUAGACUUUAUGUAGGUGAAGAUGUGAAUUCCAAUUGUUUGAAGAUACUUCCUGUUGUUAUGAGUGUUCUAACUGGACCACUAUUCGGAAACGAAAUAACCGACACUUCAAAGAGAAACGAAGUACAUGACGUCAUCGAGGGCUGGCUUCAGAGAACUCUGUCGUUUCCGCCUUUGAACACAUGGCUAUCCGGACAAGAUAUGGAAGAUUGGUUUCAGCUUCUUGCAUCAUGCUAUCCCGUAAGAGGAACGAAACAGUUUCGACCACAAAGAGAUAUCAGCGAUGUGGAACGCGGUCUCCUGCUCGAGUUACUCCGGAAGCAGCGUCUCGCUUCUACAUCCGUCGCAGUCAACAAAUUACCCGUUGUGCAGAUAUUGUUGUCCAAGUUAACCGUUGUCGUAGUUGGAUACUGUUGGAAUGAUUUUAACCAAGAUGAUUGGGAAUUUGUGUUGUAUAAAUCACGAUAUUGGAUUGAAUCCGCAGUUGUGUUAAUGGAGGAGGUAGCAGAGGCUGUGAACGAUACCGUUACAAACGGGUCCACUUCAGAUAUACUCGAGAAGCUCCGGCAUACAGUCUCGGGUUUGGAUUCUUCUGCUUUAAAACUUGCAAGUAACGCACUUGUUGCGUUUUCUAUGUUCUGCGGGCUCAUUGGACAAGAAACUGGACAAGAAACUGUUGAAAACGAAAACGAUCAAAAUCCGUUAAGACCCGAGAAGUGGGACGUUAUUAAAGAUAAGAUUCUACAAGGCGUUCUUCGGUUGCUCUUUUCGACAGGUGCAGCUGAGGCCAUGGCUGGUUCGUAUUCUCUAACGGCUUCUUCGGUUAUAGCAUUGAGUCGACUCGGUGACAGUUAUUUCUGGGAGUUGGUUUCUUCGAGUGCGGUUGAAUCUUCUUCUCAUGCAAGAGAGCGAGCCGUGAAAUCGUUUGAUAUGUGGGGGCUUAGCAAAGGAGUUGUUAGCUCUUUAUACGCUAUUCUCUUCUCGUCCGAACCGGUUCCGUAUUUGCAGUAUGCCGCUUAUGUCAUUCUUUCGAGUGAACCUGUUGCAGACUCGGCGUUUUUUACUCAAGAAAGUACCUCUUCGUUAAACGAAAGUGAUGUUGAAGAUAAAGAUCCUCUUGCUGCGUCUUUAGAAACGAAGAUUCAGCUACGAGAGGAGAUUUCCGUCUUUCUCGAGAAAUCACCGUUGGAGAUUAUUGAAUCGGAUUUGGUAGCCCCGGAUAGAGUGCAUGUUUUUGUUGCUUGGUUGUUGACGUUACAUCUACUCGCUUCACAAUCAUCUCCUACAAAGGAGAAGUUGAUUCAACACAUAAAAGACUCCUGCAAUUCAAUGAUAUUGGACUGCAUCUUCCAACACAUUCCACUGGAAUUGUGCGCUGCAACUGUAAAGAAGAAGUUUUCUCAGCUUCCACCUGGCAUUUCCGAGUUUGCACAAGCCGCAACUCGUGCAAUCACAGACAACUCAUUGCUCUUUGCUGUGGAAUCCCUUUGGCCUGUUGGGCCCGAUGGAGUGACAUCAUUUGCUGGUGCAAUAUAUGGAUUGAUGUUAAAAACGCUCCCUGCUUAUGUUAGAGAGUGGUUUAAUGAUAUACGCGAUCACACAUCAUCUUCUGCAAUAGAGUCGUUUACGAGAACAUGGUGUAGUCCUCCUCUAAUUGCAAUUGAAUUGUCUCAGAUCAAGAAAGCCAAUCUCUCUGAUGAGAAUUUUUCAGUUAGUGUGAGCAAGUCUGCUAACGAGGUUGUUGCCACGUAUACAAAAGACGAAUCGAAUAUGGACUUGGUCGUUCGUCUCCCAACGUCUUAUCCAUUGCGACCCGUGGACGUUGAAUGUACUAGAAGCCUUGGCAUCUCUGAAGUCAAGCAAAGGAAAUGGUUGCUUUCAAUGAUGUCAUUCGUUCGUAAUCAAAAUGGGGCUUUAGCAGAAGCAAUUAGAAUAUGGAAGAACAAUUUCGACAAGGAAUUUGAGGGCGUUGAAGAGUGUCCUAUUUGUUACAGUGUGAUUCACACAUCAAAUCACAGUCUUCCACGCCGGGCAUGUCGGACCUGCAAGCACAAGUUCCAUUCUGCAUGCUUAUACAAGUGGUUCUUAACUUCUAACAAGUCUAACUGUCCUCUAUGCCAAUCUCUGUUUUGACCAUCCAUUGAGGCUUUUGUAGAUUUUUUAUUAUCAUGCGGUUUUGACUUGAGUAAUUUAUGAUCGCUUGCGGAGUAUAUAUUGUCUUGAAUCUGUGUAGAAAGGGGCUAAUACUUAUUUUGCAAACAUGAAGCGAACAAAGUUUUACUUUUAAAAUUACGAGUAAAGUACCAUUUUGUGGUUUGGGCAA
Molecule: messenger RNA, 6510 nt
Organism: Helianthus annuus (common sunflower)
Lineage: Eukaryota; Viridiplantae; Streptophyta; Magnoliopsida; Asterales; Asteraceae
Product: E3 ubiquitin-protein ligase listerin
Exons: 15
Coding region: 852-6320 (1822 amino acids)
Biological process (GO): ribosome-associated ubiquitin-dependent protein catabolic process; rescue of stalled cytosolic ribosome
Cellular component (GO): cytosol; RQC complex
Molecular function (GO): ribosomal large subunit binding; ubiquitin protein ligase activity
Source: RefSeq, a predicted model, not a curated record